Molecule: messenger RNA, 1107 nt
Organism: Neodiprion virginianus
Lineage: Eukaryota; Metazoa; Arthropoda; Insecta; Hymenoptera; Diprionidae
Product: probable rRNA-processing protein EBP2 homolog
Exons: 2
Coding region: 108-986 (292 amino acids)
Biological process (GO): ribosomal large subunit biogenesis; rRNA processing
Cellular component (GO): preribosome, large subunit precursor; nuclear periphery; nucleolus
Source: RefSeq, a predicted model, not a curated record
GAUUUUUACACUUGAAAGCGUGGAUCAUCUUAAAUGUUCUGUCACCUAUGUUUGUAUGACGUAUCUGAAAUCCAUUUGCGCCGAAAAAUUCAAUCGCGUGUGCAACAAUGAUUGAGGAUUCCAACGAUUUCGAAGAUUCUUCAAGCGAAAAUAAUGACGACGAAAACAACGUUCGGGUGCCGACUGAUGCUGACAUUAAGCGAAAAUUGAAUGAGUUCAAAAUAAUAUUGCCAUGGGUUGAAAGGUUGGACAUAGUGAAUGCACCUGCGCCUUUAGCGCCAGAAUUGGCCCUACAAAUGCAAGAGCAAGAAGUCCGCCGAGCAAAGCAGCUGCAAGGGAACAAAAAACUACCACAAUUCUCACCUUUGGAAGAUCCGAUCUUGAAUGAUUUCAAAAGAGAGAUGAUGUUUCACCGACAAGCUCAGGGUGCGGUCAUGGAGGGUAUUGCUAAAUUAAAAAAACUUGGUCUAGUGACGAAGAGGCCGGAUGACUAUUUUGCAGAGAUGGCCAAGUCUGAUCAACACAUGCAAAAAGUUAGGGAAAAUCUCAUGAAAAAACAGGUAGAAGCACAAAGAUCGGAAAGAGUUAGACAAUUAAGGCAACAGCGAAAGGUUGGUAAGCAAAUGCAAAUUGAAGCGAAAUUGAAAAAGCACGCUGAGAAAAAGAAAAUGCUUGAUGAGGUUAAGAAAUAUCGCAAAGGUGUAAGAAAUGAUUUGGAUUUCUUGGAUGACAAGAAAAAGCCUGGCAAUAAAAAAGCUGGAGGCCAACAUAUGGAUAAAAAGGCCCAAGCGAAAUUGAAAAUGAAGAAUUCGAAGUAUGGUUUUGGCGGCAAAAAACGUGGCAGUAAACAGAAUUCCAAAUCUAGUGCUGCGGAUGUAUCGGAGUGGAGAAAACCUGGUAAACCAAAAAAGGGAAAGGGUGCUGGGAGCGGUAAACAGAGGCCCGGGAAAAAUCGUCGUGUCCAGAUGAAGUCGAAAAAAAAAUGAAACAGCUAGCUUUUCAGUAACUGGUAAAUAACGUAUCGAGUGCAACAUCACGUUGUAAAUCACCUAUAUUUUGUAUAUAUAACUAAAAUAUAUAAAUAAAAUAAUUUUGUAAGAAACCAUA